AUGUUUAUUAAUUCAUUAUGUUUAUUAUGUAAAAUAGUAAUCAUUUUAAUAACAGUAAUAAUUCCGAAAUGUUUUUGUCUUAUGGGAAGUCCUCCAACAAAUCUACCGGAAUGUUUGAAUUCUGGAACAAGAACCACUAUUAAUGAACGUUACAGCUGUUCAUGUAUUGAUUCUUAUAUGAAUCGACAAUGUAAACUAUUGUCGAUUAAUGUUGCCAAUACUCCAAUAGAAAUGCCUUUUACUAGUUUUUAUAUCAAUACAACAAUUCAACAAACUGUACAUAUUGGUUUUCAAUUUAUCACUUCAGACAACAGUGGAAAUGGUACACUGUUUACACUUAGAAAUAUGAAUUCUACAUUUUUUUUAAAUGAACAACUAAUCCAAAUCAAAGCUUUUCUUGAAUUUGGACGAAUUAGUGUAAAUUUCAUUUAUCUAUCAAGUUCAAAAAUUCUUCGUUUACCUCCAGGUGCUGUUGCACUAAAUGACAAUGCUUGGCAUUUUGUAGAUAUUUUUCUGAAUACACAGGUCAAGGGAGAAUGGAAUCUAGUCUUAUUGAUAGACCGUUGUAAAUAUUCUGAGUUAGGACCGUGUAUGGUGAACGAUACAAUGAUUUUAUCAGUGAAUACAAUACAAAUAGGAGGUUAUAUUCUAAUAGGUGAUGAAUCUGGUCCAUCUACAGAGAGAUUUAGAGGAUGUUUUGAUAAUGUUAUGGUGAACAGAGAGUUGAUCGAUUUCUACCCGGUACUUUUAUCGCAAGGUUCUCGGCGUGGUUGUCCAGACUCCCAGAAAGGUUGUGUAAGAGGUAGUGUAAAAUUAUGUGGAACGUAUGGAAAAUGUCGAAAUGCAAUAAGUUCCACCGAUAUACUGACUUGUCAAUGUGAAUUAGGUUAUCGACCUAAUAUAACAGGUGCACCAAAACCACAUAGAUGGCCAUGUGAAACUAUUUCUGAUGGCUGGUCUACAACCAAUGUAGUUUACAAUGCAUUAUUCACUGAUAAAGUUCCGAAUCGUUUACGCCUGAGCAUAAGAACAAGAACUCAAACAUUUACGGUUUUUGCAGUUGGUGCGUGGAAACUUUCUAUAAGUGUUUCAAAUGGAAUACCUGAACUACGUUUUGAUAAUAUUGUAAUUACGUUAAGUUCACUAAACAUUUCGGAUGGAAACUGGCAUGUCUUUGAAGUUACAUUUACAUCAAGAUUUUUAGACUUCCAGGUCGAUGAACUAGAUAAAAUAUAUUAUGAUUCAAGAUAUUUUCCAGAGAAAUUGAUUUCAAGAGGUUCAGUUGAUAUAAUAAUUGCAAACGGGGCUAAAGACACAUGUCUGGAUGAUGCUUGGAUCGAUUUUCGUAAUAUAUGGCCCGAUUUUGAACAAGAUUAUCCAUUGGAAAUCAUUAUUAACCCAUCAUUUCAACGGUAUACAGACUGGGGUACAGCUGGUAGAGAGUCAGGUUGUUCAAGUGGUCCUGGGUUUUGUAAUAAUUCAAAAAGUCUUUGUGAUAUUACCUCUUCUUGUAUAGAGGAGUGGAGAGGUUAUAGAUGCGAAUGCUUGAAUAACACAGUUAAAGAUGACAAGGGUAAAUGUGUUCCAUCACAAUGUUAUCCAAAUCCAUGUGUUAAUGGCGAAUGUCGUGUACUCAAUGGUGUUAGUAAUUUUACAUGUAUUUGUUAUGGAAUCUGGACUGGACCAUUAUGUAAUCAAGUUUCAAGCGUAAAUAUAGCUAGUUUAAGUUGGUGGUGGAUUCUACUUGUUGUUUUACUACUGUUAGCUAUAUUGUUGGUAACAAUUUUGUUAAUUAUCUGUUGUCGCAAACGUCGUAAUAAGAAGAAAUCUAAUCUAAUUGAUUUUAACAAUGAACUAAGUGAUCAAAAGUUGGGUAUAGAUACUCAGAUGAAUGAUCCAUGGAGUACAGGUGAAAAAGAUUUCCAUGGACCGAUUGAUUAUUCAGUGUUAAAAGGAAAUAUUAAUUCUAACCCGUAUCAACUUACAACUAAUGGGUCCUAUCAGAGUAAUGGUUACUUACCAACAAGUAGAAAAUCAGAUACAAAUGGGAGUAUGGAUAUACAAACAUUUCCUAGUGUCACUGCUCGAGCCUAUGGACAAAAAACUACAGAUAUACCACCAUGGGAAUCUUUUGAUCGUCAAACGAAUCCUGCUAUAAGAUUAGAUCAAGUAUUAGAAUAUGGAUAUGAAGGAUAUGAUGGUAGACCUCCACCAGAAUUCUGUCCAACUGAGCCUGUUCUAUCAACAUCUUAUGAUGAUUAUGUUGGUGAUGAUGAAGAUCUUAAUAUAGAAAGUGUUCAACAAUCAAUAAAACAACCCAUAGCCAAUGGAAAAUUAAAUUCCUUGAACAAAUAAAACAGUUUAAAAUGUACACUAUACUUUUAUAUUCGAACAAUAACU
Messenger RNA from Schistosoma spindalis, 2400 nucleotides. Lineage: Eukaryota; Metazoa; Platyhelminthes; Trematoda; Strigeidida; Schistosomatidae. The record is from the annotation of a GenBank genome assembly.